AGUUUCAAGCACAAAGCACAUGGCACGGACAAGUGUGACAGUGUGAGUGAGAAAAUCGAGGAGUUUAUAAAAUUCCAGUAUUUUUCUAUCGAAAAAAUAAAUAAAAUCUGUAAAAAAAAAUCACCAUCAUUAUGUCGAAACCUAAAUCAUCAAGGAACAAGAAGGAGAAGGAGGUUCCGAUCGAGCUUGGGUUUCUAGAAGAGGACGACCCUUCACAUAGUUAUAAAUUAAGGUCUGCAUUUUUUCCCUCAAAAUUUGGUGGGCUUCCUGCCUGGUUAGACCUCAAAAACAUUCCAACUGCGACGGAUGUCAAGUGUGGAGUUUGCGACCAGCCGGGGAAAUUUCUCCUCCAAGUUUACGCCCCAAUGGAGACGGAAGACUCGUUCCACAGAACAUUGUUCCUCUUCGUUUGUCCCAACAAACGGUGCUGCGUUGAACGAAAUUCUAACAAGAAUUUGGUCGUAUUGAGGUCACAACUUCGUCAACUGAACGACUUUUACUCGGAUCAAGCACCGGAUGAGAAGGAUAAGACGUUAGGGGAGCUGAGUCCGAUUUCGUUUGGGGUCACAAUGUGUCACGUGUGUGGAAUCAAAUCGACUCAAAGCUGUAGCAAAUGUGGGAUCAUCUACUAUUGUGGAAAAGAUCAUCAAAAGUUGGACUGGAGUGGCGGUCACAAGGAUAAAUGUGAGAGCGCAAAUAAAGAAACGUUGAGUGCUGCUCCAGUGGAAACAUUUUGCUACAAAGAACAUGCUCUAGUGAUUGAUACAGAGGUUAUUCCUAAGCAAAAAGAGAAAACUGAAAAGGAAAGGUUGGAUGAUUUUGAGAAACUUGUAUCUGAAGGGCAAGCUGGCACGCUUGAUGACACAGCACAAACUGCGGACAUGCUGGAAGCAGCGUCUCUGAAAUCCGACAAGGCGUUCAACAAAUUCAAGAAGCGCGUCGCCUACCACCAAGAUCAAGUUUUGCGAUAUGACAGAAAAGGAAGUCCACUCUGGGUAUCGGCUGACAAAACGAUCGAGAUUAAGGAUGUUCCACCUUGUCCUUAUUGUAAAGGGGCUCGAGUUUUUGAGUUUCAGAUUAUGCCACAACUUUUGAAUUAUGUUGGGGACGACUCUAUUUUGGGAGAUUUAGACUGGGGGACAUUAGCUGUUUAUACGUGCGAAAAAAAUUGUGCAGAUGAUGGUCCAAGUUAUAAACAAGAGUUUAUUUGGCAGCAAGAUUUUAAGGCAGACGAAAAAGAUAAUGAUUAAACUAAUUAAUUAUUGAUGAUCAAUCCUCACUAAUAAUAAUUCAAACUUUACAACAAACUAUUACAAUUUUUUAAAGGAAAUAUAAAUAAAAAUGGUUUUCGUUUCA
Folsomia candida is the source of this 1356-nucleotide messenger RNA. RefSeq names its product programmed cell death protein 2. The transcript is spliced from 3 exons. The record is from RefSeq and is a predicted model, not a curated record. Lineage: Eukaryota; Metazoa; Arthropoda; Collembola; Entomobryomorpha; Isotomidae. Gene Ontology annotation, cellular component: nucleus; cytoplasm. Bases 132 to 1250 code for a protein of 372 amino acids.